Messenger RNA from Centropristis striata (black sea bass), 1259 nucleotides. RefSeq names its product ELOVL fatty acid elongase 8b (gene elovl8b). NCBI's taxonomy places the organism in Eukaryota, Metazoa, Chordata, Actinopteri, Perciformes, Serranidae. Gene Ontology annotation, molecular function: fatty acid elongase activity. The record is from RefSeq and is a predicted model, not a curated record. Bases 236 to 1030 code for a protein of 264 amino acids. Gene Ontology annotation, cellular component: endoplasmic reticulum membrane. The transcript has 8 exons. Gene Ontology annotation, biological process: fatty acid elongation, polyunsaturated fatty acid; fatty acid elongation, monounsaturated fatty acid; sphingolipid biosynthetic process.
AGCUGGGAGUCAACUGUGUGCAGAGGUUUGUCUUUGUUUUGUUUUUCUUGCAGAGGUUUUGUGUUGCAGCAGUGUUUGUGGUGCGGCUGGUUGCUGCAGUUUGUCUUCAUUGAUUGAUCGCAGGACUUCAGGCUGCAACCUGCAGCGAGCUGCAACUUGAACUUUGCUACAACUUUUUCGUCAGCCAGCGUCCAAAGUUUCUCCAGCGUGGACACUGAAACCAACCAGUUUCAAGAUGGAUUCUGCAUGGCAGCGUGUCCUGUCUGUGCACCAGAGGAUAGUGGACAAUGGAGACAAAAGGACAGACCCGUGGCUGCUGGUCUACUCCCCCGUCCCGGUGUCACUCAUCUUCCUGGUGUACCUCUGUGUGGUCUGGGCCGGCCCUCGUCUGAUGAAACACAGAGAACCCGUUGACCUCAAAGUCGUUCUCAUUGUUUACAACUUCGCCAUGGUCGGCCUGUCGGCCUACAUGUUCCACGAGUUCCUGGUCACGUCCUGGCUGUCCAGCUACAGCCUCCUCUGUCAGCCUGUAGAUUACAGCAGCAGCCCACUGGCACUGAGGAUGGCCAGAGUGUGCUGGUGGUUCUUCUUCUCUAAAGUCAUAGAGCUCAGUGACACGCUCUUCUUCAUCCUGAGGAAGAAGAACAGCCAGCUGACCUUCCUUCACAUUUACCACCACGGCACCAUGAUCUUCAACUGGUGGGCCGGAGUCAAGUAUGUGGCCGGCGGACAGUCGUUCUUCAUCGGCCUGGUCAACACCUUCGUUCACAUUGUGAUGUAUUCGUACUACGGCCUGUCUGCGAUCGGUCCUCACAUGCAGAAGUACCUGUGGUGGAAGAGAUACCUCACGUCCCUGCAGCUGGUGCAGUUUCUGUUGUUCCUCGUGCACACGGGCUACAACCUGUUCACGGAGUGCGACUUCCCCGACUCCAUGAACGUGGUGGUGUUUGGUUACUGCGUCACCCUCAUCAUCCUCUUCAGUAACUUCUAUUUUCAGAGCUACCUCAAUAAGAAGAAGAAGCAGAAAUAAGAUGCAGUGGCUUUAUGAGUGUUGUGGCAGCUUGAAGGAUUGUUUCCUGCCUGCAGUACUCACUUAUGUCCACUAGAGGGAACAACAUGCCCACAGUAUAAACCUUUUCCUUAUGGUGCUCAUCAUCAUGCAGACUGAAUAUUUUACAAACGAUGUGAAGAAUCUGAUUUCUCUCUGCGUGUGUUUUUGUAUUUUAUGUAAUGUGCCAAAUACAUGUGAAAAAAAGAGA